Molecule: messenger RNA, 2454 nt
Organism: Myripristis murdjan (pinecone soldierfish)
Lineage: Eukaryota; Metazoa; Chordata; Actinopteri; Holocentriformes; Holocentridae
Product: F-BAR and double SH3 domains protein 1-like
Exons: 21
Coding region: 48-2249 (733 amino acids)
Biological process (GO): regulation of actin filament polymerization; neuromuscular synaptic transmission
Cellular component (GO): neuromuscular junction; recycling endosome
Molecular function (GO): protein binding
Source: RefSeq, a predicted model, not a curated record
CGCUGACAUCAACUGAGACAAAUAACAGAAAGUCCCAGUAUCCAGCCAUGCAGCCGCCACCUAGAAAGGUGAAAGAGAGUCAGGAGGUGAAGCUGGAGUUCUUGGAGCAGCUUGGGAGACUACAGACCAAGCAUCAGCAGGACACUGAGCUCCUGGAAGAGAUCAGGUCCUUCAGUAAACAACGAGCAGCUAUAGAGAAAGAAUAUGGUCAGGCUCUUCAGAGGUUGGCGGUCCAGUACCAAAAGAAAGACUGGCAAAGAGGAAAAACUGAUGCCAUCACAUCUGGUGUGUUUGGUGUGUGGCGGUCAGUGGUGGAUGCUACAGCUCUGAAUGCUGCAGCGCGGUUGGCUGCUGCUGAGGAAUACCGCGCUCUGAUUGGACAAGCCUCCAGAAGCCUUCGCAAUGCAAAGGACACCAAGACUAAGAGAGGCCUGGAGCAACUGCAGCGGGUACAGGGAGAAGUGGUGGAUGCUCUACGGGAGCUGCACAGGGUCAAAAAGAGCUACCACCAAGUCAGUCACAUCGCCAACAUGGCUAGAGAAAAGGCUACUGAUGCACAGGCCAGAGCCAGGAGGAGUGAGCAUGGGAUUUUCCACUUUAGAACAGGACUACAUAAGAUGAGUGGCAAGCUCAGUGCCAGGUUGAAGGAGUGUGAUGAUCAUUUAACUGAAGUUCGUAAUGACUAUCUGCUGAUGUUAGCAUCCAUCAAUGCGCAUCACCAUCACUACUACACUAAUGAUCUACCACAUGUUAUGGAGCAUAUGGAUGGUGAUGUGUAUGACCAGAUGAGAGACCACUUCACUUUGCUGUGCAGGACAGAGAUGGAUGUCAGUCUGGCCGCACAUAAAGAAUACAGCAGAAUAUGGGACAGUGCUUCGAAGGUGACCAGAGAGAGAAAUGCUGUGCAGUUUCUACAAGAAUCUCUUCCUCCCAGCAAAAUGCCCAGAUUCACCUUCCAGGCAGCUCCACAUGACAAGGUGUGUGUUUUGCAGGAGGUGGGUGGUUCAGAGAGGGAGGGCUGUCUGGAUAAGGAGGCCAGGAAAUGGGCUGCCAAAGCUGCCAAAGACUACAAAAUCAUCAGCCAUGGGGAAAGGGUCCUGCAGAGUUUAGAGUGUCGUUUGAAGCUUUUGUCCGGGGAGACAGGCCUCAGCGUGGAGCAGAGGAUUGUCGAGGUGGAGGAGAGCAUCAGAAAAGCCAAGGUUAGCAGAGCGAAGGCACAGGCCCGUCUGGCCUUGUUAUCAGAGUGCAUUGUGGGAGUUGAACAGUAUGUGCAUGCCACAAUGAGCCAGGCAGAAGAGGAGCUGGAGAGAGAGAGACGACUGAGUGAACAAAGAAGGUCCACAGAAGACUUCUCAGAGGAUGAGUUUGAGCUGACAGACUUUGAGGACUAUGAUGAUGAGAACAGAGACAUCUUCACUGAUCCAAUACCAGCAUCUGGAAUGUGUGUUUACCCCGUGGCCUGCAGAGUUAUCUACAGCUAUCAGGCUAGUCAAUCAGACGAACUGUCAGUCACGGAGGGGGAGGAGCUUCAAGUGAUCGAGGAUGGAGACAUGGAGAAUUGGCUAAAGGUGUGUAACUCCUGUGGUCAGGUGGGUUACGUUCCUGAGCGCUAUGUGCAGUUUCUGUGCCUACCUGCAAAGGACACUGCUCAGCUGGACACUUCUUCCACUGGGCAUAACAGAAGGGGGCAAAUCAGAGGUGUGGCCAGGGCUCUGUACUCCUACCACGGCCAGAGCAAAGAGGAGCUGUCCUUCCAAGAGGGGGCGCUAAUUCACCUGUUACGCUUUCGACAGGGAGAGGUGGAUGAUGGAUUCUGGGAGGGAGAGCUGGAUGGACGAACAGGCGUCUUUCCGUCGCUUGUUGUGGAGCUUAUCCGAGAUGAGGGAGAGGAGGAGGAAGAGCAGGACGAGGUGGAGACGCUCCCCACCCCAACUCCUCCACCUUUUUCUCCCCCCAUUCCGAUCCCCUUUGCCACCCCGGCCCCAUGCUCCAGCCCCAGCCCAAACCCCAGCCCAAACCAGCUCUGCUCACCUCCCAGUGCUCCCCUUCCCAGCUGUGUGGAGGACAAACUACAGGCUGUUCCUAUGGAGCUGCAGAGACUGGCAGACAACAAGAUAGAGAGUGGAGGCAGUAACCAGAGUUCUCCAGAUCCCUCCUUCAGGCGAAUAAAACCAUGUCGGGCACCCCCUCCUCCUCCAACCCAGAGACUUUCACUCCAGCCUAGCGACAGAAAAGGAGAGAGGUGCUGAUAUCACGACUACCUCAGUUUAGUCUUUUAUUUCUGUUUUGCCUCUUUUGAUAUUAUUUUGCAAAUGGUGUAAAAUGGUGUAAAACAAAUGAUGUGAACAGUGUUGACCAUGUCCUUCUUUGAGUGGAUUAAUGUGGUUAUUUUUAAAGUCCCCAUGAAAUGACCUUACAUGACUUCUACUUCCUGUAACACAGAGUAUCUUAAAU